Messenger RNA from Asparagus officinalis (garden asparagus), 702 nucleotides. RefSeq names its product mimitin, mitochondrial. The record is from RefSeq and is a predicted model, not a curated record. The transcript is spliced from 8 exons. Gene Ontology annotation, biological process: mitochondrial respiratory chain complex I assembly; response to oxidative stress. Gene Ontology annotation, cellular component: membrane. Bases 62 to 601 code for a protein of 179 amino acids. NCBI's taxonomy places the organism in Eukaryota, Viridiplantae, Streptophyta, Magnoliopsida, Asparagales, Asparagaceae.
AUGUGAAAUUAACUGCUCUCUCUCGCGUUCAGGAGCUGCGAUCGAUCGAGGAGGGAGGGAAAUGGCGAAACUGUUAUCUAAGCUCAAGGGUUUCUUCAGCUUAAAAACCCUCGCCGGCGUUGACAAGGCGGGAAACCGCUACUUCACUAGAGUGGAGGACGUUGAUGGAAUCAUGAAGGAGAAAAGAUGGGUGAUAUUCAAAGGCGAGGAAGAUCCGACAGCUAUACCAGUUGAGUGGAUAUGCUGGUUGAAUGGCCAAAGGAAGAAAGCUCCAACUCCACAGGCAAGAAAAAUAUCUUUGGAAAUGGUUCAGCUGGAGGCUAUGCGGGAGCGCGUUAAACAAAAUGUCUUACUUUUGAAGAAACAAGAAGAAGAAAAGAAGGCAAGUGGUGCUUAUCCUCAUCAGAGAAAAAAUAUUGGGAAAGAUGGAUCACCAGAUCUUAGGAGUUUCAUCCAACAGUUCCCUGAUGCUUCCUUUGGCCACAAGAAUGGAGAUGAGGGAUCAACUGCAAAUGAUGACACCAAGACUGAAGAUAGGUCUACAGAACCUACAGGAUCUGGUCAGUCAUUCAAACCUGGGAUGUGGCAGCCACCAACGUGAAGACGCACAAUCUCAUUUCUAUACAACUAUCAAGAUUUGUUCAUGGUUAUCAACUAUUUGAACUUCAAGGUUGAUACAACUGGGAACUUAGGUUUUUUAGU